Molecule: messenger RNA, 3830 nt
Organism: Mytilus trossulus (common blue mussel)
Lineage: Eukaryota; Metazoa; Mollusca; Bivalvia; Mytilida; Mytilidae
Exons: 7
Coding region: 186-2426 (746 amino acids)
Molecular function (GO): calcium ion binding
Source: RefSeq, a predicted model, not a curated record
GUGUUUUUGAUAAUACAGGUGGCGCUUUGUUUAUGUAGCAACAAGAUGGCGGAACCUGAAUUUAAGAUUUGAUUGCAAAUUCAAUCAGAACAUGUACAAUAAUGCCCUAAGGAAAUAUGUUAGAAUGAUUAGAAAGAAGCUAUAAAGAUUUACCUUUAAAGUUCAGAAUAAAUUUACUUGCCAACAUGCCACCUAGAGGAAGAGGAGGUGGGGACAUUGUACUGGAUAAUGAUGUCAGCUUUCCACUUGAGCGUCUUUUUGACCACAGGAAUUUGGACCAUCUUCCUCGGGAAAAUCGUUUGGAUCAGUUUGAAAAAAGAGACUUGGCCCAUGUCAAGCAUUAUAAAGCUGCGGUUAAGAUAUUUGGGGGUCCACUUAGUAGGAAGAGAGUUAUCCAGGCUCCUCCUAUGGAAACUCCCAUGAAACACAGACUAGGAGUUUAUUUAAACAAAAAAGACCCUCCUCCAUCAAUAAAGUUAUGUUCAGAAAUGAAAUCAAAACCAUUUAUGAUAGAUGAAAAUGCUGAUGCGAUUGCAGCGGGGAAAAAGGCAGUUGCUGAAGAGGACUCGUAUAAGAAAUGGAUUGCAGAUCGUCAAAAAUUUAGACAUGAUUUAGACAAUAUGGGAUUAAAUGCAGAAUGGCUGAGAAGGAAAACAAAUAAAACUGAAUUAGAAAAACGUGUUUAUAGAAAAAUGGUAGAAGAAGCAAAACCUAAGCCAAUCAUUCCAAAACCAAUUAUUGAAAAAGAUUUAGAAGCUAUGAUCUCUAUUGUGCCCUCAGUAAAGAUUCCAUCACCGCUGGGUGUGCGAAUUCUAGAACAACAUUUACGUAAAAAUCAGAUACGUCUUAUAGACCUGUUUGUAAUGGUUGAUAGAGAUAAGAACUGGAGAAUUUCUAGAGAAGACUUUAAGCAGGCUAUAAGAGAGUCAAAAGUGACAAUGUCGGAGUCUCUCCUAGAAGAUAUGAUUCUUUCACUAGAUAGUAACUUUGACAAUUAUUUAGACUACAAGGAACUAGCAGAAGGACUGAACAUGUGGCGAAAAGAAAGAAGAGAAAAUAAAAGAAAGGCAUUAUCAAGAGAGUCUACUAACUUAUCUCAGAAAUCUGAAACAAUUUCUGCUACACCCCAGUCAUUAGAAGAACUAUAUGAUGAGCCAGAUUAUCUUGAACUUAUGAAGGAAGGGAAGAUGACAUCUGCUUUAUCAAGACAUCAAGAUACAAGUGAGGAAGACAUUUAUGGGGAUCCUGAAUUGGCAAAGAGUAAAGAAUCACCAAAAUCAUCCAAAGGCUCUCUUCGAGGAUCUGCCAAAGGGAGGAUAGAUUCAGGAAUAAGUAAGACAUCUGGCAAAUCUUCCAGGAAGUCUGUUGGUAUUGACAGAGAACCAUCAGAAGAAAAUAUAGUCAUAGGUCAAGGUGAAGGUGAUUUGAAGGACAGUGCUGAAUCAGAGGUUAAAGUUCGCAUGGGUUCUGCCAAAAGAAGUGCUAGUAGAGUAAGUGGAAGUAGCAGGGCUUCUACACCACAAUAUCUAGAGGUUCCAGAACAGGAUCUUAAACCUGAUCGGAUGAUUCUAUCUUCAGAGGAGGCUAUGGUGGACCUUAGAAAGAGGGACAGAGAGGCAUUAAAGAACUCUACCAGACAGGGUUCACCUAAAGUAAGGUUACCUGCUCCAGGUGUAAUCAAGGUUGGAGACAAAGCUAUAGAUGACCAUUCAAUGAGAUCCACAUUGAAGGGAGAAACAGCAGACAUGGUUAAUAAGUUUAGAGAGUUAAAGCUUAGAGAGUAUUGUGAUAUAACAAAGCUCUGUAAAUUAAAUGGAAUAAUUCUAAGUGAAAGACUAUUAGAAAAAGUUUUACUCUACCCACCUGAUAGACCUCAUCAUGAAAUUCAUAGAAAUGUAAAAACACCUGCUGAUCCUUUACUAUCCAGUCACUAUGCUGAACCAAAAAAGAGGCCAAGGACACCUAUAGAGGUCAAACACAAAGAUAAGGUUAAGAGGUCAAAGAGUGGUAAACUAAUGUUUGAUAGUAGACAUAGAUAUCCACAGAAAUCUAAUGUGGCUUCUUCAGGAACUAAAGAAAAUUUAUCUACAGGAAGAGCAGUUAUCAGAAGUAAAGUCGAUUGUUGGAUGACAUUUGAGGAGUAUGAAAGAUUAACAAGACAUUUAGAAACAAGAUACCAGCAACUGCAUGGUAGUAUAGACACUAAUGCUUUCUGGCCUGGUCACCUCCUGGACAAAGUACGGCUCUGUAUGCCUCCUUAUGACAAGCCACAUCCUUCAUUGAACAGCUCUAAUGCUUUGUUUAGAGAUGUUGGUACAAACAGGAGAAGCCAUGUUGUUCCUAUAAGGGAGAACUCAGCAUGGCCUAUUAAUGAAUAUGGUUUUGUUCAGAAUGGCAUAUAUGAUCCAUAUGCCAGAAAAUAUUAAUUAUGUAAACAUUUGUAAUAAAGCUGAUAAGUCUUUUUCUUUAAGGUUAAAAGUUUUAGUGUGCUGAUUUUGCUUUACACCUUCAACCAUGUUUUGUAAUGGUUGUUUUUAAAUCAAAUUGUAGUUUAUAAAUUUAUUUUAAGCCCAUUAUAAAAAAUCUGAAAGGACAAAACCUCUUGCAUAGCACUACAUGCUGUAAGGAAAACAAAUAAUGGUGUUUAAAGUGCUAAAUACUUGAAUUUUAUGUAAAGUUAUUCUUAUUCAUGCUUGUAUGGAUACUAUUUGCCUACUCUUAGAGGUAUAAUUGAAAACAUUCAUGGUAAAUAAAACAGCAUUUUUUUUAAUUUGGAGUACACAUAAGAACCAUAAGAUUUAAGUAAAAAUUUUUAAUGAAAAAAACUAUUUUUUUAUACAAAAGUAAGUGAGUCAGUGAACUUUUAUAUUCUCUAUUUUGUGGUAGUUAAAUUGCAUAUCACAUUAUGUGACCAUCAAUACAAAAUCUGUGAUACAUAUGAUUGUUUAUAUGUGUAAUUAAUUUUAAUUUUCUAAUAUCUAUACUUUAUUUCAAUCAAAAUUAUUUUGAUAGUCAUGUUAUAAAAAAAAGUCGUGUAAAUAUUUGAUAGCAGCUUUAUCAUUAUCUAAUGAUUUAUUUAUUCAUAUAUUUGACAAAUGUUUAUUCUUUUGAAGUCAAUAGAUUUGCCUGGUAUGUUGAUGCUUGAACAUUUUUUAUUUUUUUUUAUUUAAUUCAUUUGUUUCAUAAACUAAUUAACAUUUGAGAAAUGGAGACUUAGAUCCCAGAUUCAAAACAAUGCAAAUGGCACCUGAAUUAUUUGAUGACAUAAAUUGCAUUGGAGGGUUUGGAAGAUACUAAGACUUUGCUAAAAAAAACUAAAUCAUUUUUACAGACUUUUUUGUACCAUGAAUUUUUUUACAAUUUUUGUCUUCAAUGGAUGCUUUAACUUAUGUUCAGGAUUUUAUUAUUAAUGAAAAGUGUUUUAUUAACUGAUUGGCUUAAGUGAUCAUUGGUCCAGUUAGUUUUUAUAAGGUCAGGAAUCAGGAUGGGGUUUCUUUAUUCCUUAUUUUAGUACCGUUUUCCUCCAUUCUUUCUCUAUUUUCUUAUAAAUUUCUAUUCUUUAUAGUUUAACAUAAUUCUGUUCUCUAUAUUUUUUCCUAUUUUCUGUAUUUUUUAUUUUAUUACCCUCGAUACUGUUUUACUUAACCUCUAUUCUGUAAACCCCAUUCAGACCCUCUUGUAUACACCAUAACAAAACUAUAUUCUUAGAAAUACACCUGUGCAAAAUUUUCUAUCAGUAGUCCUUAUAUUAUUUGUACUGUGAUAUAUUUGAAUAUAUUUAAGUUUGAAAAUUUUGUUAUUAUAUUUUAAAAUAAAAUAUAUGAAAUUUC